Molecule: messenger RNA, 1810 nt
Organism: Hippocampus comes (tiger tail seahorse)
Lineage: Eukaryota; Metazoa; Chordata; Actinopteri; Syngnathiformes; Syngnathidae
Gene: gpr18
Product: G protein-coupled receptor 18
Exons: 2
Coding region: 16-1092 (358 amino acids)
Biological process (GO): phospholipase C-activating G protein-coupled receptor signaling pathway; positive regulation of Rho protein signal transduction
Cellular component (GO): plasma membrane
Molecular function (GO): G protein-coupled receptor activity
Source: RefSeq, a predicted model, not a curated record
CAUGCACAGGAAGUGAUGUUCAAAAAGUCAGACUUCCUUAUUUUGCCUCUCGGAUGCUCACUGGUGCAACAGAGCAUUUCGGUGAUUGUUGUGAAUACUAUCUUCAGGAUGACACUGCUUCCAAACUCUUCCCACACUUGGCUUCCGGUUGAGCAUCGUACAUUUGGCCUGGUCUUCUACAGCUGUGUUUUCAUCAUCGGAGUCAUCGUCAACAUGACAGCUUUGUGGGUGUUUGCCCUGACCACCAAGAGGAGGAGCUCCGUCACCAUCUACAUGAUCAACGUGGCACUAGUGGAUCUCACCUUCAUCCUGAUGCUCCCCUUCCGCAUGGUCUACCUCCAAAGGGACUUCUGGCCCUUCGGCGACCUUUUGUGCCGUGUCAGUGCCACUCUCAAUGUCUUCUACCCCUGCAUUGCCCUGUGGCUCUUUGGUCUGAUCAGCGCUGAUCGCUACCUGGCCAUUGUGCAGCCCAAGCAAAGCAAGGAGCUACGAAAUGUCCCCAAGACGGUGGUGGCAUGCCUUGGGGCCUGGCUCAUGACCCUGGCCGCCACCGCAUCCUUGCUCUUCUCAGCGGACGAUCCUGAUGGCGUCGCCAACUUCACCACCUGCCUCAAAACGGUGGACUUUAUCUAUCUGCGCCACAACGGUCCUGUCAAUUUCACAUGGAUCGCGUUCUUCUUCCUGCUUCCCAUCUGCAUCAUGAUUGGCUGCUACGUGGUCAUCGUGGACAACCUGAUCCGCGGGCGCGCCUCCAAGCUCAAACCCAAAGUGAAACAGAAGUCCAUCCGCAUCAUCAUAACGCUCAUCGUGCAGGUUCUGGUGUGUUUUGUACCCUUUCAUGUAUGCUUGCUGCUCCAUUUACUAGGAUUGGACAAAAAUGAGGCCUUCAGGAAGUGGGCUGUGUUCUCUACCUUCCUCAUGAACUUGAGUAACGUUUUGGACAUCAUUCUCUACUACAGUGUCUCCAAAGAGUUCCAGGAGAGGGUUUUUAGUGUGAUCCUGUACCGUAACUACCAGCGAAGUGUCCGGAGAAAGAGCAGACAUACGAGCAGCAUGCGAUCCAUUAGCAAUGUGACAAGCGGCAUGAUUUGAAACAAUGAAAUGAAAAGAUGACGCAAUAUAUCAGACAGGGCAGCAAGUGGUCAGCAUGUCAGCUUCACAGUUCUGAGGUUCGGAUUCGAAUCUCAAAUCCAAGCUUCCUGUGUGGUGCUUGAAUUUUCUCAUCUGUGUGAGUUUUUUCUGGGUACUCCUGCAACCUCCCACACUCCAAAAAUAUGCAUGACGGGUUCAUUGAAGACUCUAAAUCGUCCAUAGAUGUGAUUGGUGAUUAUGAGUGUAAAUUGUGCGUUGUUUUUUUUUUUUUUUUUUGUCCAUAUUGGCUGCCAAGUUACCCCACCUCUGGCCCUUAAUACUCCAUAGCUCCAGCUCACCCAUGACCCUAAUGAGAACAGGUGGUAUAGAAAAUGUAUGAUUGCAUCCGUCAGACACAUAAAAACAAGCGGUAGAAGAGUCCGGCAUGUAAUUUACACUCAUGGUGUGCAUGCGUGCUCCUAUUGUGGUGAAAACAUCUGUGUGCUGAACUGAUGGAGCCACCCAAGAGAUUUCAGAACAUCUUUACACACAAACAAGUUUUUUUUUUGUUUUUUUGUUUUUGUUUUGCAAUUUCACUGUGCGCAUGAAGGUGAAAAUAAGGCUCACAAUCAUUAAGAUAUAGCCUCCAGUAACAUCUUGGCAAGCUCCAUCAUUCACACGUAAACAUGUAAAAGCUACAGUAAGUUGAUUCUAUUAAAUUUCUUUUUUUGGUCAUGUA